AUGCUGUUCGUGUUGUCUGUUGCUGGUCUUCUUGCUGUUUUUCUCUACUACGUGGGCCGUUGUCAGGCUGAUGAGCGCGCCCGUGCCAUCGAGUAUCAACAACGGCUCAGAAAGGUACGUCCCGUUUCUUCUGACCGUGUCCGCUGCUGGCCCUCCCGUUCUCGUCUUCGUCGUCGUCGUCUGUUGCUCCGUCUUCGCUACCCUGUUGUAGAGCCGGUUGCUGUAGAGCUUCCAGCUACUCCCUCCCCUGUGUCUUCUGUUGCUUCGUCCCCAUUCAUCUUGUCCCCUGUGUCUUCUGCUGUUUCGUCCCCGUUUAUUUUGUCCCCUGUAUCUUCUGCUGUGUCUUCCCCUUUCCUUUUGUCCCCUGUUUCUUCUGCUUCUUCUUCCCCUUUCCUUUUGUCCCCUGUGUCUUCUGCUUCUUCUUCCCCUUUUCUUUUGUCCCCUGUUGAUAGUGUUGUUUCUUCCCCCUUUAUUGUAUCCCCUGUUGAGUCUGGCGUUUCUUCCCCUUUCCUUUCUUCCCCCUUGUCUGAGCGUUCUGUUUCUUCCCCUGUUCCCCCUGUUGAGUUGAGCGUUCGUCUUGCUGCGUUGCGUGCCCGCGUUCUUGCUCUUUCUUCUGGUCCAGCAGCGGACCAUACCCCCCUUCCUGCCUCUGCCCCCUCCCGCCGUGUUGCACGUAUCCGCCAAGGGGUUCCCUUGGUGGUGCGUCCAACACGGAUUCCCACUCCCGUUCCCUCCCGCGUCUUCUCUGCCCUCCCGCUAGUGCUUGAAAGAGACGCACGCCCCUUCGCUGAGACUCUAGGUCCCGUCGCCGCAACACCCAUGGACAUCCGGAACAUCCUUCGCGCCCAAAGACUGGUCGCCAACGUCGCUGCUGAGGCACGCAGCUCCAACUCUUUACCAAGAAAGAGUGCUUUGCGAACCACCACCAGCGUGGAAAAUACCAAGCGAGUCAGUUUUCACGAAGCUGUCACCGUUGUGAAUGUCGAGAAGUGGGUGGUGCCUGGUGUGCACUCAGCUCUCAACUAG
Molecule: messenger RNA, 1026 nt
Organism: Trichophyton verrucosum HKI 0517
Lineage: Eukaryota; Fungi; Ascomycota; Eurotiomycetes; Onygenales; Arthrodermataceae
Exons: 1
Coding region: 1-1026 (341 amino acids)
Source: RefSeq, a predicted model, not a curated record